UCUCCUUGCCUGGAGCUCCAUUGCCUCCAGCCCAUCCUCUGCCAGACUUAGCAGCAAAAUGCAGCGGCUGCGUCUUCUCUGCUUCAGUCUCCUGUUGCUGGGACAUAUCCUGGAUGUGUACACCGGCAACAACGUCCUCGACUGCUGCCUGCGGACCAGCGAGGCGCCCAUCCCGCGGCGGAUCGUGCAGGAUUACCGGCUCCAGCUGGUGCAGGAUGGCUGUGACAUCCCUGCUGCCGUAUUCAUCACCACAAAGGGCAAGCGCCUCUGUGCACCCCUCCAUUCCCCGUGGGUGAUUCGUCUCCAAGAGAGACUGGAUGCCAGCUCUGUCAAGAGGGAUUUGGCACAGAAGGAAGCAGGAGCAGCCAUGAGAGGUAAGUUGAGACUGUUUUGCUUCACAAUCCUGUGCAACUCGCCUCCUCCCCUGCAAAAUGUGGGCAGAUCCUGGCAGUGAGGGAGGGAGAGGAGGAGGCUAAUCCUGAGGGCUAGCUCAGAAAUUUGGCAGGGUUGGUGGCAGUCAAACAGCCCAGGCAGUGCUGCACAACCGCCCACAACCAGUGCCCUCCUGCAGAGGCUUUUGCCAAAGCUAUGGAUUUCCCAAACAAGCCCCUGCCUGAGAUGUGAUCUGGUCACCCACCCUGUGUUGGAUGGAGACAGUGGAUAUGGAUGUCUCUGUGUCUCAGUGCUGGGGACCUUCCCUUGUUGUGUAGCAUUGGCCAAUGGAAAUUUUUCAAACCAAGUAUAACCCAGGCCAUGUUCUCCUGCACUUUUUCCCUGCUGGGCUGGUCCCUGUUCCAUGCCAGGAAGCUGGACCCAUCCCCGCCUUAUGUGGAUGCAGUCCAUGGGCUGCUUUGACCUGGCACAUUCUCAGCAUCUCCAGGCCUGGCUUGUACCAGCUCCUCUGGCGAUCUUGGCACAGCAUCCACCCUGGGGUGGGUGGGAUAUGGCAGCAAAGGCAAGUUUGGAUGUGCCUCUGCCUACUUGGGGCAGGGUGCGUCCAGGCAGGGCUCCAGCCUGCAGCAGGAAGCCUCCUGCUCACUCAGCAGCUGUGUGAGCCACCAGAGAGCCCAAGCCCGGAGGAAGUGCCCUGGCCCCACAGUGGGACAGGGAGGUGCCGGCACUGGGACUGGUCUCAUGGUCCCUUCCUGUUUUUCUUCUCCACAGCUUGAAGACAAAGUUGAUUUUGGCAUCUGGAUCCCUCUCCUUUAUUCCAGAUUGCUGCUCACCCCAGCCCUCCCCUUGCAUCUCCUCACUGUGCUGGAAAGCCCUGUUUGCCCAUGUCCAGCACCAGUGCAUCUUCUCCUUUGGCAACAGGGAGGGCAGCACCCGUCACCAGGCAUCUUUAUUCCCCAAAGCACAGAAUUUGCUGAUUUCUUUGGGUCCCCAAGGCUUGUAUGUCAGAUUUACAGGCUGCUGGGCAGGGAGCUGAGCCAUGAGGCAUCCCAGCAGGAAGCUGCAGUGCAGGCAGGCAGGACUUUGUGGUGGCAUGCAGACCCCCCUGCCUCCUCCUGGUAUCUCCAUCUGCCACGUGGAUGGCAGGUCAUGACUCCUUACAACAGAGAGGAAAGGGGUCACCUUCCAGGGCCAUGGGCAGCAGGAUGCAGUGAUGAGGACCACAUGUGCCUCUCCUGCCCUCAAGCUGCCCUGGUUCCUAGAAUUGGGUCUCCUUACUGCCUGGCUAGGCAAGCCCCAGCUAAGGAAGGGGACACAGGGCUUGGCACACAGGGACAACAGAUCUAUGGGUUCUCCAGACAGCAGCAACAAACUUCUGUUUGGAGAGUGCAUGGACUUUCUGGAGUUUAAAAGCAGGCAGAAUUCAGGGGCCAGAGCUGCUGUCUCCCAUUUUCUGGCUGCUGUGCUGCUACAUCUCAAGCAGGCAUCAGUCACUAAACCAGCACCAGAUGCUGGGAAAUUACUAAGUUGUUUGCCAAGACUGGAGCCACAGCUAUGGGAUGCGCAUCACCUCUGUUCCACAGCAUCUCUGGACAACCAGUGCCUUGAUCCCUUCCAUGGUGGCAGAGUGGGACCUGGUGGUGAUAAGAGGAGGUUUCCAAUCCAAUGGUGAAGGCUGCCCAUGCCAUGCUGGGGACUGAGAAGAGACAAGGGUGACUGUGACAUGACAAGGGUGACUGUGUGACACACCAGAAUGUGUGUUGGUUGGGUUGGGUGCUGGGGACCAGAGCACAGUGGAUGACAGCAGUGUGCUAUACCUGGAGCUGUCAAGCUAUGGGAUACACCUGGGAGAGGUGAUGUGGCUGCUGGGCCUGGAAGUCCAGGCAAGAUCUGGCUCCUUACACCUCCCCAGCUUGGUGACCUGCCUUACCUGCCCUGUGGAGAGCUCUGCUCUGGUCCAGGGAUGGUGCCAUGCCAGCAGCACGCUGCAGAUGGAGGGCUGACCCCCAUGUCUCUCACUCAGUGUGUUGGGACAGUGAGGGGCUGCAACCCCACAGAGCCAAGCAUGGAGAGCCCUCAUGACCCCCAACCAGGGCACCCAGUGAGAGCAGCAGAGCCUGUGGGCACACAACACAUUGCAAAAGGCAACAGCCUGCCCCAGCUCCCUCCAACCCAGUCCACACAAGGAGCCUUUGUGGUUGCCCCAGUCCAGGCAUUGUGGGUCCACGGGCAGCCUCAGGGCCCAGGUGGGUCCCCACCCUGCACUAGCUCUGCUGCCUGUGCUCCACGCGUUGCCUCUGUCUGAAUUUCCACCCAGCUCCAUCUGGAUCUCGUUGGGCUGCUGGCACUGAGCACCGGGCUCUGGAGGUGCCAACACAUGGAAGCCAUUAGAGGGGCCGGGUCGAGGUGCAGCAAGGGGGCCACAUGCAGAGCAAGGGGGGCUGUGCAGAGGGUCCUGUCUCAGCUGUCAUGCUGGUGAGGGCAGGGGAGAAGUCCCACACAGCUGCCUGUCUGCAUGCUCUUCUGGCACUUAGCCUUGGGUCUCUCUCAGCCCCUCCAUGCACCUGGGGAGAGGGCUGAAGUUUGGGAGGCAGCCUUGCUGUCCGUGAACUUCCUGCAAAGGGGUUUUGCCUGGACAGUGCCAAUGAUAGCAUUGGCAUAUCCCCUUUAUUGGCAUCUCUGCU
Onychostruthus taczanowskii (white-rumped snowfinch) is the source of this 3077-nucleotide messenger RNA. RefSeq names its product C-C motif chemokine 19-like. NCBI's taxonomy places the organism in Eukaryota, Metazoa, Chordata, Aves, Passeriformes, Passeridae. The transcript is spliced from 4 exons. Gene Ontology annotation, cellular component: extracellular region. Gene Ontology annotation, biological process: cellular response to tumor necrosis factor; cellular response to type II interferon; G protein-coupled receptor signaling pathway. The coding region runs from base 59 to 454 and encodes 131 amino acids. Gene Ontology annotation, molecular function: chemokine activity; CCR chemokine receptor binding. The record is from RefSeq and is a predicted model, not a curated record.